AACACAUAUCAUCACUCCGCAGGUAGCUUACUUUUAUUGUUUGAUCAUCCCAUCAAGAACAUCAGUUGAUCUUCAUCGUCAUCCGAAAGAUUCGAUAACGAAAAGAAUGGCAACACAAACUGAAGCUCCAUCAACCACUCCUAGCGUACAAGUGGUUGGCAAUGCCUUUGUCGAGCAGUACUACCACAUACUUCAUCACUCCCCAAAUAUGGUUCACAAAUUUUAUCAGGACGCAAGUUUCAUAAGCCGGCCGGACGAAGAUGGUACGAUGAUAACUGUGACUACAAUGAAAGGUAUCAAUGACAAAAUAUGUUCAUUGGAUUACACUGCCUACAAGGCUGAGAUAAAGACGGCUGAUGCUCAGGAGUCUUACAAGGAUGGGGUGAUUGUUUUGGUAACUGGAAGCUUAACCAGGAAGGAGGAUGACCAAAGAAGGAAGUUCAUACAAAGCUUUUUCCUUGCCCCACAAGACAAGGGUUAUUUUGUGCUUAAUGAUGUUUUCAGGUAUGUAGAUGAAAGCAAGCCAAUGGAGGACAAUUAUGUGGUGGUUGAGGGGAUAGACGAUAAGCAAACACCACCCUUGAUCGCAGAUCCUCCUCGCACAAUUGAUUCUCCAUCGCCAGACCUUGCUAGUGUUCAUAAAGAAGAAACUCAAAAUGUCGAGGAAGAAGCCCAAGAUGUUACGGAAAAUGAGGGACUUUUAGCAAAUGAAAAUAAUUCAGUGGAACCUGAACCCUAUCCAAGUGAGAACAACAUGUCGUCGGUGGCAGAAUCUAUAUCUUCUAUUGCUGUGGAAGAUGCUCCAAAAAUGUCUUAUGCAUCAAUUCUAAGUUCACAGACAAAGAAGGGGGGCCCAGGGCCUACUAAAGUUUAUGUUCCUACUUUAAGAACAGCUCCUGCAAAAACUGAAAAUAUAUCAGUUGCUACUGUGGCACAAGGUCCACCACCAGAAGUGCCGGCACCUAUUGCCUCGAGUAGCAUUAGUUCUCCUGAUAGUAGCAAUGUUCACAAUGAAGGUGAUGGUCAUUCCAUAUAUAUCCGGAAUUUGCCUCUAAAUGCAACAGUAUCUCAGCUUGAGAUGGAGUUUAAGAAAUUUGGACCUAUUAAGCAAGGAGGUAUCCAAGUCAGAAGUAACAAGCAGCUGGGAUUCUGUUUUGGCUUUGUUGAAUUUCAAGAUUUCAGUUCCAUGCAGAAUGCAAUUCAGAGCUCUCCUGUUGUUAUUGGUGGUCGAGAGGCUGUCGUAGAGAUAAAGAGGACUACAACUCGAGUUGGGACUGGGCGUGGCAGUCGUUUUCCGGCAGGACGCGGUGGUUUCAGGAAUGAAGGAUUCAGAGGACGUGGUGGAAGCUUCAACGGUGGUCGUGGAUAUGGUAGAAGCGACUAUGGUGGUGGGCGUGGUGACUUUUCUGGCCGAGGAAGAGGCCCUGGCGGACGUGGUGAUGGUUAUCACCAGCAAGGAAGAGGAAGAGGCGGCAGAAGAGGCGGCUCAGCCCAAUACACAUCUACCACCGCCUGAUUUAAUCUCGUUUUUUCUGACAAUUUAAUUUACUGCCAAAUUCCCCGCACUCGGUAGAAGGUUAGUACAUCUUAGCGAAAAACUAAUUUCAUGACCAAAAAACCUGUUUUUAUCUGCUGUUAGUUUCAGCUUCAUUGGCAUUCUUUCUAACAAAAUUUGUUUUAGGUGGCUUUUGUUUCACAGGGGUCAAAAUGUAAUUUUGCAAAUUUUAAGGUUUCCAAUUAAAUUCACCGUAAGUUAUUGGUUGCUAAAUUGUUCGCAUUUGAGUGAGAUAUACUGUAUACUUUUCAUCUGGUUUAGUUUACGGAACGUCUUAAUAAACCAGACCAAACCAAAUUGACCCAGUAUUCAAAGGGCCAGAGGUUGAGAUGGAUGUAGAUCUAACAUCUAUCUUAAAGAGAGAAGUGACUGUUUUUGUGAAGACUCCUGAACAUUUCAGGUUUUUUGGAAAACGGAAAGAUAGAGCGAAAUU
This is a messenger RNA of Cynara cardunculus var. scolymus (artichoke), 1988 nucleotides long. RefSeq names its product ras GTPase-activating protein-binding protein 1-like. Gene Ontology annotation, cellular component: cytosol; ribonucleoprotein complex. Lineage: Eukaryota; Viridiplantae; Streptophyta; Magnoliopsida; Asterales; Asteraceae. The record is from RefSeq and is a predicted model, not a curated record. The transcript has 8 exons. Gene Ontology annotation, molecular function: mRNA binding. The coding region runs from base 107 to 1516 and encodes 469 amino acids.